Molecule: messenger RNA, 4730 nt
Organism: Ochlerotatus camptorhynchus
Lineage: Eukaryota; Metazoa; Arthropoda; Insecta; Diptera; Culicidae
Product: ubiquitin-protein ligase E3B
Exons: 7
Coding region: 617-3868 (1083 amino acids)
Biological process (GO): protein polyubiquitination; ubiquitin-dependent protein catabolic process
Molecular function (GO): protein binding; ubiquitin protein ligase activity
Source: RefSeq, a predicted model, not a curated record
AGUGCAGUGAAAAUUCGAUUGGCAGCUGAAAAAUCCAAUUUUCCCGUGCAAAAUGGUGUGAAAUCGCGCGAAAACCCAUCGAAAUACGGAACUCAUCACACGGAGCACAAUUUCAGCUAGUCUUCAGUUGCCGAAAGUUGGGUAUCGUCGCGGAUAAAGUCGAAAUUUGUUUGGGUGCGUCAGUUCUUCGGGGGAAAAACUUUUCCCUGUCAUUUUCGUCGUCUGCUGCCUGUGGCUGUGGAAGAAGCUGAUGGUGGAAGCAUAAUCUUGUUAUUGUUCUUUUUGUUCCAUCCCUUCGUCGUGGUCAGGCGCGCUCGGUAUCCGUGUCUGUUUGCGUGGGUGGUUGCCGAAUCAAAACAAAAACAGACUGUACGGUAGUGCAUUGUGUCCGCGGCGGACGUGUGUUUGUUUUUUUUUUAGCGAAUUUAAUCGUGAUGCUUCGCUAAUUCUUGCGGGACGCGGUCGCGAAAAGCGGUUUCAAUUGGAUUCAAUUUGAUUCAAUUACCUGCCACUGGGCGGGCUGGGCAUAUGCAAAGAAGAACGGGCAGACACACAGCGGCAAGCGAAUUCGUUUUCGUUUGAGAUUGAAAAAUCGAUAUCACAGCGGAAGCGGACAAUGUUUGGGCGAACGGAAACGAAAAAGGAUAGUUUUUUGGAGCAAACCAAAGCCGCCCGGGAGGAACGUGCCAACGAGCGGGCCAUGGAGGAGAAACGCGACAAAUCGAUCGUGCUGCUGCAGAAGAACAUCCGCGGCUGGCUGGCGAGGACGAAAUUUAGAAGGUUGAUUUUGGAAGAAUUUGACACCCUCCUACCACCGGUGACGAAUCCUACGAUAGACAUCGAACUGAAGCCUUGUCUUCAGGUAUAUCACGUUGCUUCGCAUUUCCUUCUGCAAUGGAAGUCGGAUUCCACGGAGGAAACAACAAACAAUGAUCGCUUGGAGCGUCUUUGUCGCUAUCUGACGGCUAGUCUCGAGUCCGAUUCGCCGAAAACCAGCUACAUCGGUGUUGCGUUAAACAAGGACUUCAGUCUUGCCUGGAUCAGACACAUCAAGAAGCUACUGUAUCGCUGCUGCAUGGCCAUCGAGCAGCUUCGACCGGAAGCCCACAGCGAUAGCAUAUCAUUGGCCUUAUAUUUGCACACUUUGGUGGCAUUCACCUCAACCAACAGCUGGGUGCUGCUGAGGAACAAAUCCCUGGCCGGACUGAAACCGGGAAUGCUACAACUGUGCAGCAAUAUCAUGGGCGAUUUAGUACAAAAAGGAUUCUAUCUGAAUCUGCGAAACGUCCUGGUGAAGGGAACCUGUCGGACAGUUAUAACAAUCAAACCCAUCUCCUUGACGGCCAUAAUGACGCUUGCCGUUCGUCCACUGAUUUCCAGUAAUUUCAGUGAAAACCUCAUGUCCCAGUUCCUAGUGCAGAUCCUCUCCGUUCCGGGCAUUACCUUCCAGUUGGAACAAUUCACCCCAGAGUGUCUUACCAAUCUACAAUCACACCAUAUCCUGGAGAAGUCGCUGGAUCUCCUCAGCACCGGAGCCUCCAUGAAGUUCGUGAAGAACACCCUUCAAAACUCGCAUCUCCUGUCGCUCCUCUCCAACAUCGUACACCUGUACUAUCUGGAACCGCCGGAGGAUGCCUCGAAACUUGCGUAUCCAACGUUCACCUUCGUAGUGACUCAGCUUCUCAACGGAAUCCUGCAAAGCGUUGGCCAAUCGGCCGGAACGUUUACCCAGUGGCACGAACUGCUCGGCUGGUUUACCCCGGGUAAGCAACGAUUGCAGAGCGAAAACCUUCCGCUCAUCAAGAAGCAAAUCCACCUCCUGUGGAAUCAUCGUAUCGUCAAACUGCUUCUGGGGGGAAAUCUUAAGGACCUGGCCGUGGGAUACGAAACGAUUGACUAUGCCAUCCCGAGUGGCAACAGCACCGGAAAUCUGCUGAAGCGAGCGUUGACGUUCGAAAGGAGCUCCAUCAAGAGCGGUGGCCAGGGAGAGAAGAAGACUAGCAAGUCUUUCCGGAAGAUUGGCUCGGCGGAGAUGUCCCGAGUGGCGCUGACCUGUGCAAUGUACCAUUCGGCGCUGAAUGCGCUCUCGCAGCUGCGGUUGGAUAUUUUGUCCGGUUUGUGCUACAACGACACCGUACUGCACGACCUAUGGCUAAUGCUGGGAUCGCUGGGUCCAACCUGCGGCAUGAAAGGCUUCAUCGAACUGCUACAAAUCAAUCAACCAAACUACGAACCUCCCUUGCUGCUGCUAUCGCUAUUCUGUGACUGCAUGACCCACUAUGUCACCAUUCUCGACGAUCUGGAAAUGUACGAACAGCAAAAUCCCUUCACCCUAAACGACUACAUCGCCCUGUCGCACUUUCUCAACACAUUCCUCUACCGGACGAUCCAGGACCAGAUAUUCGACAUUAAAACCGUCACCAGUGCUCCGCUGUUCGUAUCCACGCACACCCUGUUGCUGUGUCUGUAUCGUCGCGAUUGUCGGCGGUCUUUUGCGCCGCAGAACCACUGGCUCAUCCGGGACAUCCGACCAUCGCACUUCCUCACCGAUCUGGAAAAGGGCAAGAAGCAUACGCAGAUUCUGCUGCAGAAGAUGCCUCACAUUAUACCGCACGAGGAUCGCGUGCAGCUGUUUAGGAAGUUUGUCCAGAACGAAAAGGCGGUUCUGGGCUUGACGGAGUCGGCUUGUGCCUCUCCGAGUUCCGCACUGGUUACCGUGCACCGCGAUCGGAUAGUGGAGGAUGGCUAUAGGCAGCUGGCGGCUUUGCCUCCACAUGCCUUGAAGGGGGUGAUCCGGGUGAGGUUUGUCAAUCAGCAAGGUCUAGACGAGGCCGGUAUCGAUCAGGACGGAGUGUUUAAGGAGUUCCUCGAGGAAACGAUCAAACGAGUGUUCGAUCCGUCGUUGAACCUAUUCAAGACGACCACCGAACAGAGGCUGUAUCCUUCACCAACGUCGCACAUGCAGGAGAAUCACUUGCAGCUGUUUGAGUUUGUCGGGAGAAUGUUGGGAAAAGCGGUGUACGAGGGAAUUGUGGUGGAUGUGCCAUUUGCUUCGUUUUUCCUCUCGCAAGUUCUCGGACAGACGCACCAAGCACUGUACAGCUGUAUGGACGAGCUGCCUUCGCUGGAUAAGGAACUGUACCGAAGUUUGACGUUCAUCAAGCACUACCAGGGCGAUGUGGCGGAUUUAGAUUUGACUUUCAGCGUGGAUGAAGACGUGAUGGGGAAGAUUGUGACGCAUGAGCUGUACCCCGGGGGGAAAUCGAGAUCAGUGAAUAACGAAAAUAAGAUAAACUACAUCCAUUACAUGGCGUACUUUCGCAUGCACACGCAGAUACGUGAUCAAACGGCUGCUUUUAUAAGAGGUUUCCGGAGCAUAAUCAAUCCUGAUUGGUUAGCGCUGUUCUCAACUCCGGAGCUUCAGCGAUUGAUUUCCGGUGAUACGGCUCCCCUAGAUCUUAAGGAUUUGCGGAAACACACCCAGUACUACGGAGGUUUCCACGAUGGACAUCGCGUUGUCAGUUGGCUGUGGGACAUUCUUGCCAAAGAUUUCACCGAAGAGGAGAAGAAGCUGUUUUUGAAGUUCGUCACCAGCUGCUCGAAGCCUCCGCUGCUGGGCUUUGCCCACCUGGAACCCCCAUUCUCGAUUCGCUGCGUAGAGGUCGGUGAUGACGAGGACAUUGGCGACACCGUUGGUUCCGUGAUUAGAGGUUUCUUCACAAUCCGGAAAAAGGACCCCCUCAACCGCCUACCGACCUCGUCCACGUGCUUCAAUCUGUUAAAGCUACCCAACUAUCAGAAGAAGAGCAUGCUACGGGACAAGCUACGCUACGCCAUCUCCAGCAAUACGGGCUUCGAGUUGUCGUAAGUCCACAACAGGGAGAAAACCGCUAAUAACCGUACUCGUCUGGUAUUUUCCUUGAAAAAGUAUAUUUUCAAUACAAAGAUGUUAUUUUUCUACACCUUUGUAUCGAAGUAACAGCAAAGAAUAGCACAGAGGAACCUAUUGUCCUGCAAAUGGAACACUAUAGUAGUUCCAAAUCGAUGUCCUUCACACAUACAUAUUCAAAAGGGUAUAUUUUUCUAUUCUGUGGCUACAACAAUUAAAGGCAGGCACUUGUGGAAAAAAACUAAAUCUAAAAACCACUUAUGGAAGAAGAAAAAUGAUGUAUUAACUGUGAUAGUAAAACAAAUAAUAUAAACAAUGGACCGAGAACGUCGGAAUGACUGUAUUUCUUCCAGAUUUAUUUUCAAAAAAAAAAACGUUAAACACUUUGUACACAAAAGCAGACGAACAGUUCUAUACAUUACAUUAUUUAAGUAACAAUUAGCUUAUCCACUCCAUGCGCCACAUGUAGGUACAACCGCGGUCGUCAGUGUGCGGUAGCAUUGAUCAAAAACGAUGCUUUUCGAUGUUUAGUGUGAAAUCGCGUGUAAUCAUAAUAGGCAUCUACCGCAAAAUAACCCAAGAGAUUCGAUUUCCUUUCCGUUUAGCUUGUGAUGGGAUUGCAGCUCCCGAAGGAGAUUAGUUUAGUCGUGGUUUUGAGUGCAAAUAGCAGCCUGAGGUCGGCUUGAUCUUAGAAUUUCAGUGUCAAUGUUGCGUAGUAGUUAUACCUAUAUCCUGGUAGGAAAGUGUGUAUCGUUGAAGAGGCGAACAGCGAAUUUUCAUUGUCAGUGAAUACAGAGUUAUUAAACAAAAAGUAUUACUCGUACAGAACGAAUUUAGCGAA